UGAACUCGGUCGAUAUGGUAGGGCAAAAUCCUUCUAUACAGUCAUUCUUCCCUCAACGCACCUCUCCACUCAAAAGGUUGCCCCAAAAUCCUUCACCACCGCCGGGCGAUGGAUUUACCACAGAAGAGCUUGAGACCACAAUGGUCCAAGCACCGCAAGAUCACUGGAUCCCACCCACUGACUAUGACGAGUAUGAGAUUGAUUCGCUUGUGCCAGGACCAAAUCGAGUCAAGGUUGUUGGCCGGAUUGUCAACCUGUUCGAAAGCUCGCCCAGAGCAAAGCUGCCAAAUGCAGCUAAAGGAGCCGUCCACCUUGUGAUCAAGGACACUACAGGUGCUGUUACUAUCAGAUUUUCUUACACUCACAUACCGUACGGACUACAGAUUGGUCAACUUGUCGGCGUCUGGACCACCUAUGUCGCGAACGGAGAUCGAGGCAUCUUUCCCUGUGCAGUCGCACCCAUGUACAUCAGAAUCUUUCCAGAGAUGGAUAGGAACUGCCAUAUUCGUCUACUGGACGGUCCAGAAUUCACCCAAGUUUGCAGAAAGCCACUGAACUACGAAUCAACUCUCAUGUCCCUGAAGGACUUCAUUCAGGGCGGAUUCGAGGUGACGGAUGCCAAAAUCCUGGUCAUUGUCAAGAGCGUUGGUACCCGCAAGAGAGUCGCCAAGAAGGAUGGAGCUACAGCCGACCUCGUGAAAGUCGGCGUGAUGGACGACACGAGCGAAGCAGUACUGUCAUUAUGGGGUGUCACUUCAACAAGCACAAUGGAUUGGCAGCCAUCACAAACUGCACUGUUGAUCUCGAGUCCAGGCCUGAACGUCUCGCAUCAGACUUGGUUAGCCUUGACAUCCAACACUUUCAUUGAUGUGGACCCCAAUAUCCUGGAAGCAGAAAGGCUUAGGGCGUUUGCCGGAAACAUGAUCAAAAGACAGCAUAUCAAUCCAGCUUUUCCUGAAGAAGUACUCGAGGACGAGUUUGAUGGCUAUUUGAGUAUGAUAAUCAUGGAUCUCAACAUGUCUACUCUGCGACAACAGAACAUGCUCAUGUGCAAUGAAUGGUAUGUUCCAUAUAGUCAGUUGCAUGGGUACUCGAUUGCUAACGGAUGGGUANGUUGUGGCAUUCCACUGUAUGCGAAUUUGACAGUGGCCAAAUGUAAGCAUUGUGAUGAGCGAGUGACAUUGAGAGUCAACCCAAAACUAAUUGGCAAGCUAGUCGACGAGAGUGGAUGCAUCUUGAGUGGCAAGCUUGUGCUGUCUGACCACGCGUGGACACGUCUUCUGGGGAGAAGUGCCGAGGAGAUGGUCCAAAGCAGUGCAAAUACGCUGAAGAGCGUAGAGCAGCGAAUGCUAUACGUACGUAUCACGUUGCGGUUCUGGUGGAGUGCACGCGUUGGCAAGCUCGUCAUCUCGGACAUACUCGAG
Messenger RNA from Aureobasidium uvarum, 1424 nucleotides. The record is from the annotation of a GenBank genome assembly. Lineage: Eukaryota; Fungi; Ascomycota; Dothideomycetes; Dothideales; Saccotheciaceae.